This is a messenger RNA of Daldinia loculata, 2340 nucleotides long. Its product is annotated as fungal-specific transcription factor domain-containing protein. Gene Ontology annotation, biological process: DNA-templated transcription; regulation of DNA-templated transcription. The coding region runs from base 1 to 2340 and encodes 779 amino acids. Gene Ontology annotation, molecular function: DNA binding; zinc ion binding; DNA-binding transcription factor activity, RNA polymerase II-specific. The transcript has 8 exons. Lineage: Eukaryota; Fungi; Ascomycota; Sordariomycetes; Xylariales; Hypoxylaceae. Gene Ontology annotation, cellular component: nucleus. The record is from RefSeq and is a predicted model, not a curated record.
AUGGAGAAAUUUUUGGGUCAUUUCCCGCCGGCCGCGCCUCAAAAUCAGAAUAAUGGCAACGUUCCCAGGCCGAAGCGGCUAGCGUGUAUGAUAUGUCGAAAACGCAAGCUCAGAUGCGACGGCGUAAAGCCGAGUUGUAGCACGUGUACGAGGUUAGGACACGCUUGCGCCUACGAUGAAGUGAGACGAAAGAGUGGCCCUAAAAGGGGAUAUGUGAAGGCUUUAGAAGAGAGACUGAAACAAGUCGAGACGCUCUUGAACAAAACCCAAGAGCCGUCUUUUACCGUCGGGGUUGAUAAGGGCAAAACGCCAAACGCCACCUUCGAACAACCGAAUCGCAACCAACGAACCGCUCCGACGCCCAAUUUCAAUAUCCCAAAUCCUCAAAUAAACAUCUCAAGGGAUCGUGAUAUGGACCAAUGGCAUUUCAAUGCGGAGUCACCACAACCCGCCGCCGGCUUAGAUGAAUUUCACUUUGGCGGGAACUUGAACUUGGGCGGUAUGGACAGCAGUUUUACGUGGGAGAUGAUUGGUCUUGGACUAGAGGAACCUCUCCCGCCGCAGGAGACGAUCGAUGAACUGCAUCAAAUAUACUUCGAUAAGAUCCAUCCAUCGUUGCCCAUGAUUCAUAAAUUCCGGUACCUAGCAGCAAUGAAUUUGGCUCCGAACCAACGACCUCCCGUUGCACUGCGAUAUGCGAUUUGGACUCAGGCCUGUGCGGUCGCAGACAAAUUCGCGGAUUUAAAAGACCUCUUUUACCAGCGCACUCGUAAGUAUAUUGAGGCGGAUUACGUCAAAGGCUAUGGUGAGCACAUGAUUUCAGUAGCCCAUGCUCAAACUCAUGUGCUGCUUGCCUCGUAUGAAUUCAAGAUGAUGUACUUCCCAAGAGCAUGGAUGAGCACAGGCGCUGCUGUGCGCCUAUGCCAGAUGAUUGGACUGCACAGACUUGACGGAACGGGCCUUGAUGUGAAGCAAUGUCUUCCGCCUCCUCGCGACUGGACGGAGCGUGAAGAGAGGCGAAGGACCUUUUGGAUGGCCUUCUCGCAGGACCGGUAUGCAAGUAUCGGUACCGGUUGGCCUAUGACGGUCGAUGAGCGAGAUAUCAUGACCAAUUUGCCAUCUUCAGAGGAGGCGUUCGAAAUGAGUCGACCGGAACAGACGCAAUCGCUUGCGGACUCAAUGUGCCCAGCUGGAGCCGCCAAGCUUUCAUCCUUUGGAGGUAUAGUAUUGAUGGCCUGUCUGUUUGGCCGCAAUCUCGUCCAUCUUCAUCGGCCAGAUGCCGACGACCGUGACCACGAUCUCAACGGGGAGUUCUGGAAGCGCCACAGGAAUAUGGACAACAUUCUGCUAAAUACGUCCCUCUGUCUACCAAACCAUCUAAAACUUCCUGCCGGGCUCUCCAAUCCCAACAUCGUAUUUACUAAUAUGAACAUCCAUACUUCGACGAUUUGUCUUCACCAGGCGGCUAUCUUCAAGGCAGACCGAAAUAAACUCCCGCCGUCUGUUAGCGCGGAAAGCAAAGUUCGAUGCAUCACGGCAGCGAAUGAGAUUGCUAGCAUCAUGAGAAUGGUAUCUCACUUAGACUUGUGUGCUAUGAAUCCGUUCAUAUCUUUCUGUUUAUACGUUGCUGCACGGGUAUUUGUUCAAUACCUAAAGAGUAGGCCGGACGACAGCCAGACAGCAGAUUCGCUACGGUUCCUCCUUGCUGCUAUGAAUGCAUUGAAGAGGAAGAACCCCUUGACUGAAUCAUUCUUGGUACAAUUAGAUGUCGACCUGGAAGCAUUAGGAACGCGAAUACCUAAGCUCAAGUCUGCCUUCCCGAGGAGUGCGGAUAGCUUCGCGGGCCAAAACUGGCUUGCGGGAGAACAAAGCUCGGCUACUCGUAACCAGAAUACCAGUAAUAAUAAUUGCAACCACGCAACAAUUCCGCCCAUAAUGUUCCCAGGGUUCGUAGAAGGGACUGGGAGCGAUUCAAACGAUAUAUCAGCAUCGUCAAAUACCGAUGGGCCAUCGAAUAGACCAACGCCAAACUCGAGUACCGCCUCAGAUAAUCGCCAGAGCGCGACAGGGCCUGGUCAGAUGGCAAACUCAAGCAGCAGGAGAUCUUUUGAUACUAGUCCUAUCGGAUCCCACCAGAGUCUAGGACCGCAAGCCGAGAUAGACGCGACUACAGCCGCUUUCUUUCAAAUGGGGGGUGGUGGUACAGGUAUGACUCCGGACCAAGGCUUCACACUUCCAGAUAAUUGGGCUGGGCAAAAUGAUAUGACUCCAGUAGCCGACGGAGUUCUUCAACACCUAUUGGAUGUACGAAUGGAUUUGGGAUGGGACUCUAACACAUGA